Messenger RNA from Penicillium brevicompactum, 573 nucleotides. RefSeq lists its product as uncharacterized. NCBI's taxonomy places the organism in Eukaryota, Fungi, Ascomycota, Eurotiomycetes, Eurotiales, Aspergillaceae. The transcript has a single exon. Bases 1 to 573 code for a protein of 190 amino acids. The record is from RefSeq and is a predicted model, not a curated record.
AUGCAGAGGCAAAGCGAGCUCUCCAGCCUCACGUUUCUGCAUGACUCGGUCUCCGAGGAGACGAUCAUUGCAAGGCUUCAGGAUCAUAGAUCUAUGAUUGAGCAGAACCCCUUGGUGAUCCACUACGAGCGGUGCCCCGCGCCCGCGGAUGCUUCAGAUGAAUCCGUCCACGUCUGGUUCACUCUGACCGACCGCAUUGAUUAUGUCCCGGGCCUCCUUCAGGGAAAAAUUCACUACCAAGCGAGCUUCCAUGAUACGCCUCGGGGGCUCCGAACACAUAUUCAUGCACCGCUGGGCGUUGAGAUUUGGAAUGAAUGGACAGUUUGCUCCAAUCGGACGGGAUCGGAAGUUGAGCCCGAACUCAAAGAUAAGCCAGAAGGAGUGUAUCUCCGCGAAAAAGUCGAAUUGCGGUGUCCAUUUGGCAUGGCAUUCUUUGUGCGGCGCAACAUCGAGAAAUCUCACUCCACGCUGGUGGAGCGACUGAGUGAGAGUGUGGCUGGGGCCGCGAUGGAGGGGCACAGUAGCCACGGCGGGGCAAGUAUUUGUCACGACCGUGCAGCUCCCCCAGCUUGA